This is a messenger RNA of Micropterus salmoides (largemouth bass), 5985 nucleotides long. RefSeq names its product mitogen-activated protein kinase kinase 5 (gene map2k5). The transcript has 22 exons. Gene Ontology annotation, molecular function: protein binding; ATP binding; protein kinase activity. NCBI's taxonomy places the organism in Eukaryota, Metazoa, Chordata, Actinopteri, Centrarchiformes, Centrarchidae. Gene Ontology annotation, biological process: protein phosphorylation. The record is from RefSeq and is a predicted model, not a curated record. The coding region runs from base 323 to 1672 and encodes 449 amino acids.
UUCAGAGAAACAGUCGUGGUUUCCUCAAAACUAGCUUCAUGGCUAAAUAUCUCUAAUAACACAGUUUAAAACUUUGCUCCAUAAGGCAGGCGAUUACUAAUUCACAGUUAAAGCAAAACCUUUUAUGCGGUUAUGACUUGACUUCGGUGUCGGCAGUGACUGAGCUCAACGGUUAACGUUUUUAUAUCUCCGCAUCACUUAAUACAAGUGUCUGGACUGAGCAAGAUGCUAGCGUGUGUCGUUAGCAAACCACUGCAGGAAAUUAGCUCGUAAGCUUAGACGGCCUGCCAAGUGUUAUUAUGAGGCUUACUUUUUCCUCUUUAUGCUCACACACGAUUUAAAUAAGCUCUGCGUAAUGGACACCGAGGCAAUAGUGAUCCGUAUAAAAACGCCAUCAGGGGACAUGGACUCGUCCGUCGACUGUCCAUCUCUUCUGAACUUCAAUGACUUGCUGGUCGCAAUCAGAGAUGUCAUGCCUGAAGCCACUGUGACAGCCUUUGAAUAUGAAGAUGAGGUGGGAGACAGAAUCACUGUAAGAAGUGAUGAAGAACUCAAAGCCAUGUUGUCAUAUUACUUUAACACAAUGAACGAACAACGCAUGAAUGGACUGCUGCCAGACCCUCUACAGAUUUUUCCACGAGCCGGCAAGACUCCAGGGAUCCGGAACAUACAUGGCCUGAAGGUUAAUACAAGACCUAACCCAGCGAAUGACUGCACUCAUGCUGUCCCAGACUCCAUGGCCAACAACAGCUUAAAAAAAUCAUCCGCUGAGCUGAAGAAGAUCUUGACAAAUGGGCAGAUAAAUGCCCAAGAUAUCAACUAUCAAGAGCAGCUUGGCCAUGGAAACGGAGGCACAGUUUACAAAGCAUACCAUCUUCUUGGCAAGCGGGUUUUAGCUGUCAAGGUCAUUCCCCUGGAUAUCACGGUGGAAUUACAGAAGCAGAUCAUGUCAGAAUUAGAAAUUCUCUACAAGUGUGAUUCACCCUACAUCAUCACUUUCUUCAGUGCCUUUUUUGUAGAGAACAGGAUAUCAAUAUGCACAGAAUUUAUGGACGGUGGCUCUCUGGACGUGUACAAAAGAAUUCCAGAGCAUGUGCUGGGGAGGAUCGCACUAGCAGUAGUCAAAGGCCUGACAUAUCUGUGGAGCCUGAAGAUACUUCACAGAGAUGUCAAGCCUUCCAAUAUGCUGGUGAACACCCGGGGACAAGUCAAGCUCUGUGACUUUGGUGUCAGCACACAGUUGGUGAAUUCUAUUGCCAAAACGUAUGUGGGAACUAACGCAUACAUGGCGCCAGAGAGGAUAUCAGGAGAACAAUACGGUAUCCAUGCAGACGUAUGGAGUGUGGGAAUCUCUUUCAUGGAGCUGGCGCUAGGCAUGUUCCCCUAUCCACAGAUUCAGAAAAACCAAGGAUCUUUAAUGCCUCUCCAGUUACUGCAAUGCAUCGUUGAUGAGGAUCCUCCAGUUCUUCCUGUCGGCCAGUUCAGUGAGAAGUUUGUCCACUUCAUCACUCAGUGUAUGCGGCGGCAACCCAAAGAGAGGCCUGCCCCUAAUAACCUCAUGGACCAUUCCUUCAUCAUACAGUAUAAUGAUGGUAAUGCAGAGGUGGUGUCGAUGUGGGUGUGUCGCUGUCUGGAGGAGAGACGAGCUCAGCAGGCCCAGGGACACGUUUGACGUCCUCCUGCUGUACACCCAUGAUGUACCCGGAUGUUUGAUCCCAAACCUUGAACAUUUAUCAAAGGCUUCAGGGUCAAGUACAUCCACACACACUGUACAAGUGACUUGUUGUACAUGGACAAAUCACUAGAUGUUAAUUACUUUAUGUGAGUGUGUAUUUCUCACAUGAAGUAUUUAUGUGUCAUACGCCGUGACAUUGAGGAGCUCACGUCCUUUGAGCUAUGCACCCAAAAGUGCACAGAAAUCUGCGCUUUCUUUCCAUCAUGGAUUUCCAUCCGCAGCUUUGUCUCCACUUUUUUCAAGAGUAUACAGAAACGACACAGUCCAAUGAAUGGAGAUACAGUAACCGGUCCUGAUUUAAAGGAUCAGUGACAGUAAACAACUGCGUGCUCUGUUUUGAGGAUGGUAUCUCAAAUAACCGUGUUGUGCUUUACUGUUGACAGCCCUCUAGUGAAUGUUAAGGUUUUUGCCUAUGAGUAACUGCCUGUGUGUGUGCCUGUUAUUCCAGUGGUGUCAUUCAUUACCUCAGCAAACUUAGGUUGUCACUGUAAUAGAAAAACUUCCCCUCAAAAAUGUACCUGGUCUUGAUACCCGGAUUAGAACAUUUGUAUCCAGUUAUUCCGUAAUAUUGUGAAGUUGGCUUAUUAACUGGAUACAAAGCUCUGUCUUUAGGGGUGUUUCGGUGAACAACAAGCCUGCAGUGUUAGCGUGGAAUGAAAUGUUGACACACACCUUUUCUCGAAGCUUACUGACCAAACAAUUUAUUGUUCACACAACGGGAGGAACAAAGGGUAUUUUUCCGCUCAAACCACUUUUUAACUCUGGUGCACAUCUUUUAUUUCCGUUUGCACAUACAAGCCUGAUGUUGAAUGCCACUGACUGAACAGUUUUGAAGGGACAUUGUGCUGGGGCAGUUCUCCAUUUUCAUUAAUCCCCCCACCCCCAUUAAGAAAAAGACAAACUUUGGAAGGUUGGAACAAAAACAGUGCACUUAAGGGUCAUUUUCAGGUUCAUACUUUUAUUUUGGGUUUCUACUAGAAAAUGUUUACAUGCUUUUUGUCAUACUGUCCUUUGCUUGAGCACCUCUUUUCACCCUCUAUCUGAACACUCCGUUUUAGCUCCCGUCUCUUUAAGGCCACCCUCCCUAAAAGCCCACUUUCUUCUGAUUGGCCAACUACUGGAAGUCUGCUAAGGGGCAGAACUAGCUGACACACCACUGAAUCAAAGUGUCGAGAUGUCGAAGUCUGGCUGGGCCUCAGUGAUUACAGUACAAAAACACAACUUUAUUUACUGAUUUUGGUCAGCGAUGGAAUACAUGUUGUGUUGGAAAAACAAGUUGGAUGGGGGGGGCAUGGCUGAGAGCGGUGUAUUCAGUAGGCGUUUAGUGGGCAGGGCUGUCUACUGUGUUGAAGGGCUGGAGGAGGUCCUAUGCUAUACAGAGCCCUCCAUGAUAUCAUAAAAGGAGCCAAAUUCAAACAGCAUAUUUGCACACACAUUUACUGAAAGACUGAGAGAGGAUGUUUUUUUUUUUUUAUAGUUUGGGGUCUUUAGACACAGCGGGGGACACAUUUAUGAUGAAAAGACAUGAAAAAAAAUAUGGGACCUUUAACACCAAAGACCAUUGACAACCCGAAUGGUGAGUUAUCUGGAUUUGUCAUAACUGAGGCAGACAUAAUGGGUUAAGUGACUAAAAUGAAAUGCUUCUACAAGGUCUUUAUUUGCAGCUGCUGAAAUGUGCAGAGCUCAAGUGCAAUUAAUUUCCAUUACUUCCACAAAGGCACAGUGACAUGAUGUGUGCAGUGUGAGCAUCGCUGGAAACGAAUGUAACAGUAUAUCAGCACAAUAGAGAAUGCUUUAAGGAGCUGGAGAAGGCUUUAAGGAUCUAUAUGUAAGAAUUUAGGUUUUAAAAUUAAAUAAAAUUAUCAACAGAAUGUGAAUAAAUCACAGUUAUGACAUGUCAAAUUGUAUUAUAUCGCAGCAAUAUAUAGCAUAGCAUGCUAACCAGCUAGCCCUGUCUCAUCCUGUCUCCUAAUACCACUUUAUACAUCAAGAUGUGACAAUGAGUGACUGUACCUUCCAGUCCACACUCAGUCCAACAACUGAGGUGUUGUCGGACUGUUGGACCAGAGUCCUGGUCAGAGCCACUGUAUUCUCUGUCUGACCUCCGUCAGUCUCAGAGGCUGUGUUUGGUCCUAGUCUACCUGGGACACUGCUGAGCCCGGUUCCCUUGCCCGCACGCACAGUUCCAGUUCCGGUGCCCAUUCCGGUGUCACUCCCCUGCCAGCGUUCCCUGCUGGGUCCCCCUUAUCCAGGGUGUGAAAACCUCCACCUCUCGGCGGUCCAGAGCUCCUGUGCUAGAGGUGUAAACAUUCUCCGGUGCUCCAAACUCCUGGUCCAGGCAGAGUCAGCGAGCAAGAGGACCGCUAGUUGCACAGCUAAUUAGCUAACUGCUGCUAGCGGUUACUCUGGUGAAAUGCUUCUCUGUAUUUGUUUGGAGUAGGAAGUUAAUACAGUUGUAGUACAAUUCAGUACAAUUGUACACUGUUCAAUUUGUUUUCACAUGGGUUGUAGAUUUUAGUCACUGGCCUUUUGACCGUAAAUUAUCUGAGACUGAGAACACAUUUGUUGUUUGUAGAACAAUCAAACAACAUGUCAUACAUAAUUUGGGAACUCUAAAAGAUUUUUACAUGAGCAUUUGGAUUGUCAAGCAUCUUAUUUCCAGAUUGGCUGUUCAUUUAGCAUAUAUGCUACUUCAGUGAUUUUACUUUUCAUUAGAAAUUACCCCACUCUGGACAGGAAAUUAACAAUAUACUGUAUGUGCGGGGGAAAUCCCAGGCUGUGUUCCAGCUUAUUCUACAAACUAUUUCUAAGCAGGGUUGAGUAUGGAGUGCAUGUAUGUAUACAUGUAUUUUUGUGGUGUUGGUGGACACCACAACACCACUUGAAAGCAAAUUCAAGACAGCAAUGUGGCAGCUCCAUAGACAUCUAGAAUAGAAAAAAUCAAAUUUGACCAAAAAUAUGUUUUAACUGAAAGUCAACACAGCUGUAAGUGUUUCCAGAUCUAGGAGGGCCAUGAUAUGGAAUUGAAAGAUUUGGUAUACGGUUUCCAAGAUCAAGAAUGAACAUUUACUCUUUGGACAGACUAAUCAACAUCAAUCUGUGAACACGUUGUAUCAUUUCAUAUUCGUACAAAAAAUUAAAUACAAAAUUGUCUUGAAUACUAAAUGCAAAACAGUGUACCAUGACAGUUACAUAGUGCAUGGUAUCAGUACAGUCUGUAGGGCCUCCCCAAUCCGGUGGUAACUGCUCCUUAUUGCAAUGUGAUUAGUCAAAGCAGUUUAAUGUUACGAUGUGGGAGGGAAACUUCUCAUGGUGCCUUCUUGUAGUUGCGCACAUUUUUUUGUGAUUUGUGAUCCCAGAAUACAUUAAAUUACAUUUUUAUGGAAUUCUUUUCCAUAUCCAACAAUUAGUUAUUGUUAAUAAACAUUGAUUAUUUCAAUGUACAGACAACAUGUUUGUUAAUGGAAUCAGUGGAGCCGCUCCUGUGUCAUGAACCCAUUUUAUUAGUGCCAUUAUUUGCCUCAGAAACCUGAAAAUGAGGCACAGCCUUUUUACUUCUAUGUAUAUAAAUAUACUUUUACCUUAACUUUGGGAAUGAUGUCUGUGCAAGUUGCCAUUCUUUUUCAUGACAUUUUGAUAAGUGGUGAAACUCCAAAUUUGAAGAUGUUCCAGUCGCUGAAAUACAUCAAUAUAGAUUUUCCAGCGGUUGCACACUGACUAGAAUAUGUAUUCUGCUUGCACAUAUAUUGUUAAUUAUAUACAUCUAACUGUCACUUUGGGAAAGUCAAGUUCCACCUGUAACACAUCCAUCUUACAUUAAGUUGGCCUUAAAUGUAACUGAAGCUAUAAAUACUAGUAAACUAUUAAAUAAGUGUGAAAUGAGAAGAGUGUGCAAUGGCCACUGGCUACCGAUGAACACUCAUGUUAAUGUAUUCCUGCAACUCGGAUGAAACCAAAAAAAAGCUCAGACACACAUUUGAAUUUUAAAUAUGAAUCUACAGUAGCAGUAGAAAUAUCUAUUCUUUAUCUAUUUAUUUUUUACUUUUCAGCUUGCUUCCAACAGAGAUCACCUCUUGUGACUCUAAAAUUUUUCCUGUUUUAUUGCCUAAACCACGAAAGCCAGUGAUGGGACUAGCAGAAAUAUUUAUGCUGUGAUAUUACUGGCUGAUUAUGGCCUUUUCUGUAAUAAUCUGUGUUGGCACAUAUUCCAACCAUAAUGCACAAAUAACAAUAAAAGUAUUUAAACAUAA